Molecule: messenger RNA, 868 nt
Organism: Sorghum bicolor (sorghum)
Lineage: Eukaryota; Viridiplantae; Streptophyta; Magnoliopsida; Poales; Poaceae
Product: protein LITTLE ZIPPER 4
Exons: 2
Coding region: 169-501 (110 amino acids)
Source: RefSeq, a predicted model, not a curated record
CACACAAACCAUUCCCCAACUCCUCCCUUUUCUUUUUGCCGUCGCCCUGCCCCCACAAACAUCCGACAGUCUCAUCGCCGUCUCCCUGCUUUAGGCCAAGGUCACCGGGCGGCCACCGGCUCCACCACCACCACCACCAGCAGCUAGCACAAGGCAGCUUCAGAAGCCAUGGAGAGGCUGAACACGAAGCUGUACCUGCAGAACUGCUACAUCAUGAAGGAGAACGAGCGGCUGCGCAAGGCGGCCCUGCUGCUGAACCAGGAGAACCAGGCCCUGCUCUCCGAGCUCAAGCACCGCCUCGCCAAGUCCUCCGCCGCCGGUGCUGCCGUCGUCGGCGGGAGCAACAACAACAACAACAACAACAACAACAACAGCAGCAACAGCUCGGCAGCGGCGGUGGCGAACCGCGUCUCGCCCAAGCCCGGCAACGACGCCGCUCCGCCGUCUUCUCAUCAGGCCGGCGGCAAGGGCAUGCCUGCCACCAAGCCCAAGCCCAAGUAGGCUGCUCGGGCUGUGUCCAUCACAACUCGAUCACAAGCGUACGGUGUCGGUUUAGUGGUCGCUUAAUUAGAAUCCGGAUGUGACGUUCCUUCGUUUCAGGAAUGUUUGUUUAGUUGUAGUUGAUGGAAACCUCAACUGAUGUGUGUCACAAUGAUCUUGUAAUGAAUGGAUGACUCGAUCGAUCGGAGGUAUAGAGAGACGUGCGUUUCUGAAUUCCGAGAGCUGAGCUUCUUCAGUCUUUCUUUUUUCUUUUUUUUCCCUCCGGUUUUGUCAUCCUGCGAUCUCAAACAGUGAGUGUUUCGAGAUCUUGUCGGUACACGUCGUCAGUACGGCAGGUUGUUCAUACCAAAUAUUCAGAGAGAAUGGU